Symbiodinium sp. CCMP2592 is the source of this 378-nucleotide messenger RNA. NCBI's taxonomy places the organism in Eukaryota, Dinophyceae, Suessiales, Symbiodiniaceae. The record is from the annotation of a GenBank genome assembly.
AUGGCCGACAAAAGGAAGGGCGAUGAGAAUACCUACGUCAUCCAUCCUGAGUACAAGAAUAAGUUCCGACCCGGCCCCACCCGCGAGAUCAUCAGGGAUGUGCUGCAAAGCAAGCUGGACAAGGCAACUUAUAGCAUGGAGACAACUCAGCUGCUGACGAAGCAGGUCGCAGACGACAUCAAGGACCGGCUAAAGGAGCUCAACUUGCCGCGGUACAAGAUCGUAGUCCAGGUCUCCAUCGGCGAGCAGAAGGGCCAAGGAGUCCGCAUGGGAACGCGGUGUUUCUGGGAUGGCGACACAGACAGCUACGCCUCAGAGAUGUACUGCAACGAAAGCCUCUUUUGCGUCGCAACGGCAUACGGAGUGUACCUGUACUGA